Molecule: messenger RNA, 2724 nt
Organism: Saimiri boliviensis boliviensis (Bolivian squirrel monkey)
Lineage: Eukaryota; Metazoa; Chordata; Mammalia; Primates; Cebidae
Gene: NIPA2
Product: NIPA magnesium transporter 2
Biological process (GO): magnesium ion transport
Cellular component (GO): membrane
Molecular function (GO): magnesium ion transmembrane transporter activity
Source: RefSeq, a predicted model, not a curated record
GGUUCUACGGCGCCGGCCCCGGGUCCAGGAAGCGCCGGUGACGGGGGGACCGGAGGUUGUCCUUGGCAGGUUUUCCUCGGCGCUUCUCCAUGGAGGAGGCGGUACGCACGGCUUCAGCCCCGAAUGCUCGCACCUCUCACUGGACGGCGACGAAGGCGGCGGCCGCGCGAGCGCAGGACCGGGCGGCCUGCGUGGGGGUGUGAGCCGCGGCGCCCCGGGCAGCCGCGCGGCGGGCCUGCGGGCCAGGGUGAGGUCGCCGCUCCUUCCUUGCGGGCGAGCCUGCCCGUCGGGAGUCGGGGACGGGCUCUUCAGGCGCCUUUCCUUUCCGGGGGUUCGGAGUCGGAAGCGCUUCUCCUGGCCGGGAAGCGGACUGCGGUUCGGUCCCGCGGAAGCCCGGCGGGCCGGCCGCGUCGGGACGCGUGCUGGUGGGGAUAGCUGCGCUCGUCUCGGCUGGAGCUACACUCGGCCAGGGUUUAAGACUUUAAAUGGGAAUAAAGGGUAGUAUUUACGAGGAAAUGAGAGUGAAUAAGUCAUCUCUAACCUCUUCCAGCCUUUUUUUCAUAAGAGAGACCAUAUUAAACUUACAUGCUCUCCCAGCUGUGAUUGACCUUCAGUUACAGAGAGAGGGUGCAGAGUGGGACCAGGUCUGAGAAUAGUGAAGUAACUCAUUCCUUUCAGGACAUUCCCUCGGAUGUCCUAUUUUCUAACUAUUUGAAGACUGCUUCAUUCUGCCUCCAUUACCAGUGGUUUCUCUGUUCUGUGAUCAAUGUGAUUCCCAAGAACUUCUUACGUAACAAACGAAAUGAGCCAGGGGCGUGGAAAAUAUGACUUCUAUAUUGGUCUGGGAUUGGCUAUGAGCUCCAGCAUUUUCAUUGGAGGAAGUUUCAUUUUGAAAAAAAAAGGCCUUCUUCGACUUGCCAGGAAAGGCUCUAUGAGAGCAGGUCAAGGUGGCCAUGCGUAUCUUAAGGAAUGGUUGUGGUGGGCCGGACUGCUGUCGAUGGGAGCUGGUGAGGUGGCCAACUUUGCUGCUUAUGCGUUUGCACCAGCCACCCUAGUGACUCCAUUAGGCGCUCUCAGCGUUCUCGUAAGUGCCAUUCUUUCUUCAUACUUUCUAAAUGAAAGACUUAAUCUUCAUGGGAAAAUUGGGUGUUUGCUAAGUAUUCUAGGAUCUACGGUUAUGGUCAUUCACGCUCCAAAAGAAGAGGAGAUUGAGACUCUAAAUGAAAUGUCUCACAAGCUAGGUGAUCCAGGUUUUGUGGUCUUUGCAACCCUUGUGGUCAUUGUGGCCUUGAUACUAAUCUUCGUGGUGGGUCCUCGCCAUGGACAGACAAACAUUCUUGUGUACAUCACAAUCUGCUCUGUGAUCGGCGCGCUUUCCGUCUCCUGUGUGAAGGGCCUGGGCAUCGCCAUCAAGGAGCUGUUUGCCGGAAAGCCUGUUCUGCGGUACCCGCUGGCCUGGGUGCUGCUGCUGAGCCUCCUCGUCUGUGUGAGCACACAGAUUAAUUACCUGAAUCGGGCCCUGGAUAUAUUCAACACUUCUAUCGUGACUCCAAUCUAUUAUGUAUUCUUUACAACAUCUGUUUUAACUUGUUCAGCUAUUCUUUUUAAGGAGUGGCAGGAUAUGCCUGUUGAUGAUGUCAUUGGUACUUUGAGUGGCUUCUUUACAAUCAUUGUGGGGAUAUUCCUGUUGCAUGCCUUUAAAGACGUCAGCUUUAGUCUAGCAAGUCUGCCUGUGUCUUUUCGAAAAGACGAGAAAGCAAUGAAUGGCAAUCUCUCUAAUAUGUAUGAAGUUCUUAAUAAUAAUGAAGAAAGCUUAACCUGUGGAAUCGAACAGCACACUGGCGACAGUAUCUCCCGAAGAAAUGGAAAUCUGACAGCUUUUUAAGAAAGAUGUAAUUAAAGGUUAAUCUGUGAUUGUUAUGAAGUGAAUUUGAAUAUCAGAAUGUGUCUGAAAAAGCAUUGUCCUCAAAUAAUGUUCUUUAAAGGCAAUCUUUUUAAAGAUUUCACUCAUUUGGACCACGAAAUUACUUUUUUCUUCUAUUUAAACAAUGGUAGCUCACUAAAAUGACCUCAGCAACAUUGUAUUGUUGUAGAAGUAUUUUACAUUUUCAUCCCUUCUCCAAAAUCUGAAUGCACUAAUGACAGUUUUAAGUCUAUAAAAAUGUUUUAUUUUUCCAUUGGUGAUGAAAGUCUGAAAUGUGCAUUUGUCAUCCCCAUUCCAUCAAUCCCUGACCAUAUAAGGCUUUUUUAUUUUAAAAAAGAACACAGUUAUCCCAAUACAUUAUCCUAUGAUUUACCUUACCUAUAAAAGUGGCUCCUGUUUGAUGAUUGGUUUUAUUUUUGAAAUAUUAAGGGAAAACUAAGUUACUAAAGGAAGGAAACUCUUACAAGACAAAAAAAAGGGUGGAAAUCACCACAAGGAAUUAUUUCUCAGGUUGUGAUUUAUCACCGUGAAUCCGGCUUCCUGUGUGCAUUCGAUGGCCGCCUUAGCACCUUCUCAGACCAGCGCCUCCUGCCUGUUGUUGCAACCUGGCUGGGUUUGUUCUUCAGUUACCCGAAUCCCAUGCUGCCUGGAACCUUGAUGAUGACCGUUUUAUAUCAGCUCUUGUACUUUUCAGUAUAUUUUCAUAAUGAAUUAUAUUGUCAUUUAGACUUGGAACAGCUCUCGGAAAUAGACUAGGGUUAUCUCUUAAAUUUAGCUCCUGUUACAAUAAAAAGUUGAAA